This is a messenger RNA of Protopterus annectens (West African lungfish), 2075 nucleotides long. RefSeq names its product SET and MYND domain containing 1 (gene SMYD1). Bases 121 to 1593 code for a protein of 490 amino acids. Lineage: Eukaryota; Metazoa; Chordata; Ceratodontiformes; Protopteridae. Gene Ontology annotation, molecular function: histone H3K4 methyltransferase activity; protein binding. Gene Ontology annotation, cellular component: nucleus. The record is from RefSeq and is a predicted model, not a curated record. The transcript is spliced from 10 exons.
GAGGGGCAAGUCCAUUUAUAGUGCUGGCUUUAAGGAAUUUUUAAAGAGCUGAAGUGUCCAAGUGCUUGUGAGACUCAAGGUUGAAAGUUACUUGCACAGGCUCUGGAUUCCAUCACUGGAAUGACUGUUGAGACUAUGGAGAACGUAGAGAUUUUUGAUUCAGAAGGCAAAGGAAGGGGCCUGAAAGCAACAAAGGAAUUCUGGGCUGGGGAUGUUGUCUUUGCUGAACCUCCAUAUGCUGCAGUGGUUUUUGAUAGCUUAACUCAGCUAGUAUGCCAUUCCUGCUUUAAGAAACAAGGGAAGCUUCAUAGAUGUGGUCAGUGUAAGUUUGCCCACUACUGUGAUCGAACCUGCCAGAAAGAUGGGUGGGCAGACCACAAAAGUGAAUGUUCUGCUCUUAGGAAAUAUGGAAAGACACCACAUGAAAACCUCAGACUAGCAGCUCGCAUCCUUUGGAGAAUAGAGAGGGAAGGAAGUGCCCUUCCUGAGGGGUGCAUUGCCUCAAUUGAUGAACUUCAAGACCAUCUACCUGAUCUGACUGAAGAGGAGAAACAAGUACUCUCAGAAGAUGUGCAGAACUUCCUUGAUUACUGGCCGGGAAGUAGCAAGCAGUUUGGCAUGCAGUACAUAUCUCACAUAUUUGGAGUGAUAAACUGCAAUGGAUUCACUCUGAGUGACCAGCGGGGACUGCAAGCUGUCGGAGUUGCGAUCUUCCCAACUCUCUGUCUUGUGAAUCAUGAUUGCUGGCCUAACUGUACAGUAAUAUUCAACCACGGAAACCAUGAGGCAAUAAAAUCAAUGUUUCAUUCUCAGCCGAGAAUAGAAGUCCGUUCUGUUGGGAAGAUCAAUCCGGGAGAGGAACUGACUGUUUCCUAUAUAGACUUUUUAAACCUAAGCAAGGACAGGAAGCAGCUGCUUCAACAGCAGUAUUAUUUUGACUGCACGUGUAAACACUGCACAGACGGGAUCAAGGAUGACCUGCUGUUAGCUAUAAAAGAAGGAGAAGAAAAACCAUCCCAAGAUGUAGUAGAAGAAGUCAUAUCAUUCUCCAAGAAAACACUUGAAAAGAUUGACAAAGUUCGCACUGAAGGGAAAUAUCAUGAGGUUGUGAAGUUGUGUCGGGACUGUAUUACGAAACAGGAACCUGUCUUAGCCGAUACCAACAUUUACGUGCUGCGGAUCCUAAGCAUCGCUUCAGAAGUCCUAGCAUUCCUUCAGAAUUUUGCAGAGGCAGCAGAUUACUCAAGAAAGAUGGUAGAAGCAUACCUGAAAAUCUAUCCUCCAAAUAAUGCCCAGCUUGGAAUGUCUGCAAUGAAAGCAGGCCUGAACCAUUGGCAUGCUGGAUCUAUAGAGACAGGCCAUGGAAUGAUAUGCAAAGCCUACUCCAUCCUUUUGUUGACACAUGGGCCCACACAUCCUAUUACUCAGGACUUGGAGGCUAUGCGUGUCCAAACCGAGAUGGAGCUGAGAAUGUUUAAAGAAAAUGAAUACAUGUAUUACAAACUGAGGGAAGCAGCCUUACAAAACAGACCAAUGCAAGUUCUUUCAGAACCCAAAGAAGCAGUCACUGGUCUAUUUCAGAGGAAAAAAUAAACCUGCUUGGAUUAGUGUGAAUAUAAAGCACCAGAAAAUACUCUCCUAGAUGACAAAACCGUCUUUUUUUAUAAAGUAAAUGACAAUAUUUUAAAACACCAUAAAUAUUUAGGAUAUUAAACCCCCAAAUUUUAAUUUAUAACUUUUUAAUGAAUUCAGACUUGUACGGUUCCUGUUGUUUUUCAAGUGCAAUAUUUGCAAUAUGUCUGUUUUAUGUAAUGACACAGAAUUCCUUUUAGUGUUGCAUCUGUACUGAACAGCAGAAUUAAAACAUGCCUUUCAUUUCCUCCUGUACAUAGCUCCAUAUAUGUUGAUCUUUUUAAUUCCACCACAAUAAAUGCAUAAUUCAAAUAACCAAAUGUCAUAUUAAAAAUAAAUGCUGAAAUUAUGAGACAGAGCAACUGAUCAUUUUUCUUGUAUAGUCUGACUACAAUAUUUGUGAUGUUAAUAAACAUGGCAGUUGAGGUCUGUCUUGCCACUGA